AUGCUUAGACUCUUGUCAAUUGCACCAAGAACAUGCUCGUACAGAGCCACUGCUGCACCAGCUUUCAAUGCUGCAAGAUUUAGAUUUCAAUCCACAUAUACUAUUCCUCAGACUCAGAAGGCUGUAGUGUUUGAAACCAAUGGUGGUCCAUUGGAAUACAGAGAUAUUCCUGUUCCAAAGGCUAAACCCAACGAGAUCUUGGUGAACAUCAAAUACUCUGGGGUAUGCCACACAGACUUACACGCCUGGAAAGGUGACUGGGACUUGGCUACAAAAUUGCCAUUAGUAGGGGGCCACGAAGGUGCUGGUGUUGUCGUAGGACUCGGGGAGAACGUUGUUGGAUGGAAAUUGGGGGACUAUGCCGGUGUCAAGUGGCUUAAUGGUUCAUGUAUGAGCUGUGAAUUGUGUGAAGAAGGUCACGAAUCCAAUUGUGGUGACGCUGAUUUGUCAGGUUACACACAUGAUGGUACCUUCCAACAAUAUUGUACCGCAGAUGCAAUUCAAGCUGCUAAGAUUCCACAGGGCACAGAUUUGGCCGAGGUGGCACCAAUCUUAUGUGCUGGUAUAACUGUCUACAAGGCAUUGAAAGAGGCCAGUUUGAAGCAAGGUCAAUGGGUUGCCAUCUCUGGUGCAGGUGGUGGUUUAGGUACUUUGGCUGUACAGUACGCUAAGGCAAUGGGGUUCAGAGUUCUUGCAAUCGACGGAGGUUCCGAUAAGGGUCAGUUGGUCAAGUCAUUAGGUGCAGAAGAGUACAUUGAUUUCACCACAGUUCCAGAUGUUCCAAAGACGGCGAUCGAAAUCUCGGGUGGUGGUCCCCAUGCUGUCAUUAACGUUUCAGUUUCUCCACAAGCUAUGCAACAAUCUACUGAGUUUGUUAGAAAGACUGGUACCGUUGUCCUUGUGGGUUUGCCAGCUGGUGCUAGUAUCAAUGCACUGGUAUUCGAAACUGUUGCUAAAUGUGUUACCAUUAAGGGUUCCUACGUGGGUAACAGAGCUGAUACCAGAGAAGCAAUUGAUUUCUUCGUUAGAGGUUUGGUUAAAUCGCCAAUUAAGAUUGCUGGUCUUUCGGAAUUGCCAAAAAUCUUCCAAGAAAUGGAAGCUGGUAAUAUUUUGGGGAGAUAUGUCGUCGACACUUCUUACUAA
Messenger RNA from Dujonia railenensis, 1143 nucleotides. NCBI's taxonomy places the organism in Eukaryota, Fungi, Ascomycota, Pichiomycetes, Serinales, Debaryomycetaceae. The record is from the annotation of a GenBank genome assembly.